This is a messenger RNA of Seminavis robusta, 516 nucleotides long. Lineage: Eukaryota; Bacillariophyta; Bacillariophyceae; Naviculales; Naviculaceae. The record is from the annotation of a GenBank genome assembly.
AUGGCAAGUCCUUUUUUGAAUCCUCAUCCGCGUCAGUUGUACGUUGUACACUGUUUCGAUGGCCCAUCUGCAACCGAACGGUUGUCGUCGGUGGCGGAUCCUGCACCAAACAGUCCAAACCACCGACGCAUGUGCGGAGUUCACAGAGUCGAGUGUUACGAAGAGCAUGUUGCCUAUCAACUGAGUACAUCAAAACCCAAGCAUGACUGUUUUAUACAGAAGGUUGCUGCCGCGCCCAAGUUGGCAAAAGAUGGCCUUACAAUUGUUGGUUCAAGCUUCCUCCUACGGGGUACCCAAGAGGAGUGCAGUCGGUUCAUUCAGAACGAUCCAUACUACAAGAAGAGUGUUUGGGCAUCUGUCUCAAUUCAGAGGUACCUGGAUAGUAGUUCUACCGGGAGAGCCUUUCCACCCACGAAGCUCUUGCAUCCGGUCCCUGUGAAGAGAACAUACGGAAUCCAGCCCAUUCAAGGAGAUCAAAUCAACGGUGCCUUGCAACUCCAUGCCGGCACGGCAUAG